Schistosoma margrebowiei is the source of this 1883-nucleotide messenger RNA. NCBI's taxonomy places the organism in Eukaryota, Metazoa, Platyhelminthes, Trematoda, Strigeidida, Schistosomatidae. The record is from the annotation of a GenBank genome assembly.
GUUUGACCUUCAAGUGCCCGCCAACGUUGUUAGUAGACGAUACCCUUGAGGCGUUGCCUAAAUCUUGUGGUAUAUGCUGUGGUUUUCGAAGUUAUCUUGUAUGAAAACGGACUGUAACUUUAUCAUCCUUAAUUGAGCAUGAGUACAAACAAUAAUCAUGUACAUCUUAUUUCCUUAUUGGCAGGCUCAACUGCUGGACUUUCCGUUGAUCUUGCACUUUUCCCAAUCGAUACAAUCAAAACUCGUUUGCAAAGUUACCAUAACACUGUUCAGAGGACUCCUGGUUCCCUCCGUCUUUUCGCCGGUUUCCCAGCAGUUGCUAUAGGUUCUGCUCCUGCAGCUGCAGUAUUUUUCUUAACUUAUGAGGCAGUUAAAAAUGCAUGUAGGGAUCUCGGUAUGCAUCCGAUAAGUCAUUCAGUUCUAUCUGCUUGUAUUGCAGAAAUUGUUGCUUGUGUUAUAAGAGUACCCUGUGAAGUGGUGAAACAGAGAACGCAAAAUCAACCUGCUCAUGGUGUUUCGACUGUGUUUCUACAGACUUUGCGUAAUGAGGGAAUUCGUGGAUUUUACAGAGGAUAUGUCAGCACAUUGUCACGAGAAAUCCCAUUUUCACUCAUUCAAUAUCCCAUAUGGGAAAAAUUAAGGUAUAUGACUAUGGAAUGGAACAGAAAUGCAGUUGGAACCGAUGACAUUACAGACCCAACAGCGUUCCAGUUAAAGGCUUGGCAGUCAGCUAUGUGUGGAUGCUUAGCUGGCUCAAUAGCUGGCGCUGUAACCACACCUUUAGAUGUGGCCAAAACUCGAAUAAUGUUGGCUGAGCCCAAUUCUAAUUUUGCAUCUGGUCAUAUAAUUUACGCCAUGCGAACAAUAUUCCAAGAGAGUGGAAUUCAUGGGCUUUUCUCAGGUUUAAUACCUCGAAUCACAUUACUAUCUGUUGGUGGAGCUAUAUUUCUUGGCAUUUAUGAUAUUUCUACCAGUUUCUGGACUUCACUUCUUCAAAAUUCUAAAGAUUGAUGUAACUACGUACUUGACAUAGUUUUUUUUUUUCAAUAAAACACUACUAUUUUGUGCCUUUUGUUCUCAGUCCGUGAUGGUAUUUUUCGGUGUAUUGUACCUAUUUAGUUAGUUCUAAAUAAUUUUUCCUAAACGUUCUAAAGUUGACACUGUCAUUGUUUGUUUAUUUCCCAUAAAUGUUUUACUUCGGCUGCUCAACACAUGAAUACGUAAAUCUUUAGUUUUGUUAUUGUUAAGUGUUUCAGCUGUCUUGUCUCAAUUUCUUAAUACAUAACUCACUAUUUUCUAACCUUCCAUUGAGAAAAUUGAUGUUUUUGAAUAAGAAGCUGUGAAAAAUAAUCACCAUCCAAAAAUGUCUAAAAUAAAAGCUUUACAUGCCUGUCUGUUCUGAACUAUUCAGAUCAAAGUGAAUCGUCUGUUUUAGUAUCGAAAUGUAAUUAUUACUCUUCGUUAUUCUUCAUUACAAACGGAUAUAAUACUCAUUUGUUUGCAUUAUAUUCAUAUGUUUAUCUCUAUACCUAUAUAAAUCACCAGAAUGGUUCAUUUCCAAAUGCAUACACUCGAAAUAUUACUUAGGUCAUCUGAAAAAUUAUCACUACUAUUUCCUAAUAUAAUAACAUCUAAAAGUUUUAAUAACUUCAAACUAACUAUUGCUAAUUUGUUAACUUCCUGGUUGAUAUUUUAAUGAUGUUUGUGUUCAUGUUACAAGUCGAUAUUGUUUAGAUACUGAAUAGAUUGAUGAUUCUUGAACAACACUGUUAUAUUGUCUGAGAAUUUUUCUGUAGUAUUGUUGUAUUUAUAUUUAAUAUGACGGAGAGUUAUCUUGAUGAAUUAUUUGUACUGUUGUUAAGUAAAUGAAUGUAUUAUUUUAC